This is a messenger RNA of Triticum aestivum (bread wheat), 754 nucleotides long. Its product is annotated as arabinogalactan protein 1. Bases 164 to 535 code for a protein of 123 amino acids. NCBI's taxonomy places the organism in Eukaryota, Viridiplantae, Streptophyta, Magnoliopsida, Poales, Poaceae. The transcript has a single exon. The record is from RefSeq and is a predicted model, not a curated record.
CCGACAGUCAGAAUCGCCUAAGCAUUUCUCUAUAAAUACCAGCCUCCUCCUCCCAUCCCAAUUCACAAAUCGCCCAAGUACAGCUUCUCCACACUGAGCCUAAGCAUCGGCUUGCUAUCAACUCAUCUCAACUCCUCUCCAAAUCACCAUCAGCAGCUACCAGAUGGCUCGCUUCGCCGUGGUAGCCGCCAUCCUCGCCCUCCUCGCAGUCGCCGCCGCAGCGCAGGGCCCCAUGCCGGCGCCCAGGAUGGCCCCGCUGCCGGCCCCUCCGGCAAGGUCCCCGGCCACUGCUCCUGCGCCGGUCGCCACCCCGCCCACCGCAGCGUCUCCGUCCCCGAUGGCCUCUCCACCGGCCCCGCCCACCGAUGCCCCGACGGACGCUCCCUCCUCGAUGACGCCGUCCGCGGUCUCCGCCACACCCUCCGGCGCUCCCAUCGGCGCCCCCACCGGCACCCCCGCGAGCUCCGCCGUGUACUCAUCCGCCGCCAGCUUCGUCGCAGUCGCCGGAGCUGUCGCCGCCGCCAUCGUGUUCUAGAUGCAGCGACGACUCUGCUUGCUGUUGUCUAUACAUUGUUUCUGAUAUUCUUUACUGCUUCCUUCGUCCCCCAUAAUAUAAGAGCGUUUACUGUCGAAAACAUUUUUAUAUUAUGAAACAGAGGGUGCAAUAUUAUAAAUUUAGGAAAGGUUACACGACAUUGCGAUGUAAUCUUGUUAUGAGAUUAUUAUGAAUAUAAAAUUCCUUCAUUUGUUCCCA